Messenger RNA from Equus quagga, 1410 nucleotides. Its product is annotated as protocadherin alpha-13-like. The record is from RefSeq and is a predicted model, not a curated record. Gene Ontology annotation, molecular function: calcium ion binding. Gene Ontology annotation, cellular component: plasma membrane. Gene Ontology annotation, biological process: homophilic cell-cell adhesion. Lineage: Eukaryota; Metazoa; Chordata; Mammalia; Perissodactyla; Equidae. The annotation marks the transcript as partial. The transcript has a single exon.
CCUUUCGAGUGUACCAUGCUGUUUUCCUGGCGAGGAGGCCCAGGAGUGGGGCGUCUGCUCUUGCUGCUUGUGCUCCUAGCAGCAUGGAAGACGGGGAGCGGCCAGGUCCACUACUCGGUCCCCGAGGAGGCCAAACACGGCACCUUCGUGGGCCGCAUCGCCCAGGACCUGGGGCUGGAGCUGGCGGAGCUGGUGCCGCGCCUGUUCCGGGUGGCGUCCAAAGGCCGCGGGGACCUUCUGGAGGUAAAUCUGCAGAAUGGCAUUCUGUUUGUGAAUUCUCGCAUCGACCGCGAGGAGCUGUGCGGGCGGAGCUUGGAGUGCAGCAUCCACCUGGAGGUGAUCGUGGACCGGCCGCUGCAGGUUUUCCAUGUGGAGGUGGAGGUGAGGGACAUUAACGACAACCCGCCUGUAUUUCCUGAAAGUAAAAAAAGAAUAAUCAUUGCAGAAUCUAGACCUCCGGAAACUCGGUUUCCACUAGAUGGCGCAUCUGAUGCAGAUAUUGGAGUAAACUCGGCCUUGACCUACAGAAUAGAUCCCAACGAUUAUUUCGCUUUGGACCCACAAAACAAUCAUGAACAAACGUCUUCGUUAUCACUUGUGUUGAGGAAAUCAUUGGACAGAGAGGAAAUUCAGGAACAUAGUUUAUUAUUGACAGCAAAUGAUGGAGGUAAACCCCAGCUGACGGGCACAGUUCAGCUGCUGAUCACAGUUCUGGAUGUGAAUGACAAUGCCCCAGAAUUUGACCAAUUCAUUUAUAAAGUGAGAGUGUUAGAGAACGCACUUAAUGGAACGUUAGUGAUCAAGCUAAAUGCCACAGAUCCUGAUGAUGGUACAAAUGGAGACAUAAUCUACUCAUUUAGAAGGCCUGUAUCGCCUGCAGUGUUAUAUGUAUUUAACAUAAAUCCCAACAGUGGAGAAAUUAGGACAAAAGGUAAACUGGAUUUCGAAGAAAAGAAAUUGUAUGAAAUAUUCGUGGAAGCAAUCGACAAGGGGAAUAUUCCAAUGGCCGGUCAUUGUACCAUUUUGGUGGAAGUACUAGAUAUAAACGAUAAUGCCCCAGAAGUUACCAUCACUUCUCUGUCACUCCCUGUGCGAGAGGAUGCUCAGGUGGGUACCGUUAUCGCUUUAAUCAGCGUGUUCGACCGUGACUCUGGCGCCAACGGGCAGGUGACCUGCUCACUAACAUCCCAUGUCCCCUUCAAGCUGGUGUCCACUUUCAAGAAUUACUAUUCGCUGGUGCUGGACAGUGUCCUAGACCGCGAGAGCAUGUGGGCCUAUGCUCUAGCAGUGACCGCGCAGGACGGCGGCUUGCCUUCACUGUCGGCCACAGCCAGCGUGUCCGUGGAGGUGGCCGACGUGAACGACAAUGCACCGGCGUUCGCGCAGCCCGAGUACACGGUGUUCGUGAAG